Messenger RNA from Melanotaenia boesemani (Boeseman's rainbowfish), 3753 nucleotides. RefSeq names its product otopetrin 1 (gene otop1). Gene Ontology annotation, cellular component: membrane. NCBI's taxonomy places the organism in Eukaryota, Metazoa, Chordata, Actinopteri, Atheriniformes, Melanotaeniidae. The transcript is spliced from 6 exons. Gene Ontology annotation, biological process: proton transmembrane transport; inner ear morphogenesis. The record is from RefSeq and is a predicted model, not a curated record. Bases 624 to 2477 code for a protein of 617 amino acids. Gene Ontology annotation, molecular function: proton channel activity.
GUUGGUUGUACUUGGAUUAUAAGAACUGACACAACAGAUCAUAUGUCUGCUGCCUGUUAAAAGAAUCCUAGAUGCCGUCUUCUCUUUCAUCUUAUCCAGAAAAUCUACGCUUUACACCCGAAAGCCGGCUUGAAGGGAUUUCAACAGACUGGGAAACAAGGUCUGGAAGAGUUUGGUAAAGUUUUUUCUGUCAUUGUGGAUAUCUUUGCGCUUAGACUUCCUUCUUCUUAAGCUUCUGAAUGGUUGGCAGCUCAUCUAAUUUCUCUGUAACAUAUGUGGGUUUCAAUAGGACGGAGGUCCGGGAUCAACCAUGAGUGAAACGCGAUCUCGUUUUAUGUGACUCAGCGAGGUUAUUAGAGGCACAGAUAUUUCAGUUUCAGGGAUAGACCCACAAGGUGACACUGGCAUCUACCAAGCCCAUCCACGCCGAGGCUGGACAUUAAAACUGUGGGUAACCACUGAGCCGGACCUUAAAGAUUGAAUUCAUCUUUGGCACACUACCUAUCCAUCUGAAUCAAGACCUUGUGUGAGCGGGUUCCUCACUUGGCCUCCCUCAAGUGCUCUUAUAGCGCACAGCGUUGACUUUUUCUCACAGAACUGCAAAAAAAUCAAAAGGACUCAGAAUGGUGGAACACGGCGGCAUGGACAUCAUGUGCCUGAACAAGUCUUGCCACAGUUCCUCAUCUUCAUCUAGCUCCGAGCAAGACAAAAAGAUUUUCACCAAACUAAAACUUAAUUAUUCAGCGGACUAUCCGAGGAAGAAUGCAGAGUUCCUCAGCGGGCAGUACGGGACCAAUCUGCUGCUGAUAGGAGUUGCACUGAUGCUGGCCAUUGCGAACCGUGAACAGUCGGUCGAGGAAAAGCACCUGCUGUCCUUUGCCACCUGCCUCAUGAUCCUCCAGCUGAUCUGGAUGAUGUGGUACAUCCUGCGGCACAGACAGAAGAACACACGAACCGAGAGAGAUGUCAAUGCCACCACAUGCUGGAUAAGAGGUGGUUUGACUCUCCUCGCAGUUCUCUCACUGAUCAUGGACGCCUUCCGACUUGGGUAUUAUGUUGGCUUUAGAUCCUGUCUGUCAGCUGUGCUCGCAGUAUACCCAGUCAUCCAUGCAACACACACCAUUGCACAGGUGCAUUUUCUCUGGUUUCACAUCAAGGAUGUCAUCAAGAGCUUUGAGACAUUUGAGAGAUUUGGUGUCAUCCAUGCAGUCUUUACCAACCUUCUCUUGUGGUGCAACGGAGUGAUGUCAGAGUCUGAGCACUUCACCAAAAAUUAUAUUAGAAGACUGUCUACCUUGGGAUAUGAAAACGUCACUAUAGUGGACUCACAACCAGGAUGCAACUGCACCUUGAGCACAUGCUCCAUGCUCAUCACCAGCCUCACUUAUCUGUUCCCUUUCAACAUCGAGUACCACAUCUUUGUCUCUGCCUUGCUAUUUGUUGUGUGGAAGAACAUUGGACGCACCAUUGAUAUGUCUUCAAACAGAAAACCUCUGGUUACUAAAACCCAGUGCUUAAUUUUAGGCCCGAUUCUGGGCCUACUUGCAUUGGGCAGCACUAUUGGGAUGCUGGUGCUAUACAUUAUUCGUAUAGAGGCGUCCCUUGAACUGCGUCAGUCAGCUAUUUCUAUGUUUUACAUUUACGGCAUUACUAUGCUGAUGGUAAUGUGCUCUGCUGGUGCUUCAGGCCUGCUCAUAUAUCGAGCAAACCACAUGCCGAUGGACACAUCCAAAAACCCUUCGAGACAGCUGGACACAGAGCUGCUGUUUGGAGCCUCUAUGGGCUCCUGGUUCAUAUCUUGGUGCAGCAUAGUGGCAGUGUUCAGCACCAGCAGCAACCCUCCUUAUCGCUGGACCAACCUAAUCUACUCUGUUCUUAUAGUGUUGGAGAAAUAUGUCCAGAAUCUCUUUAUCAUCGAGUCCCUCUAUCGCCAGCAAGAGGGUGUUGAGAGGACAGACCCUGAAUUGCCAGCUACUCCAGAAAUCUUCUCAGUGACUUCGUCUCUGGCUCCCCCAUUCAACGGCAUCAUCAAUCAAGCCUAUGAGGCUUCAGACAGGGGCUGUGGCUUCAUGGAGCAGGAGCAGGAGAAGGAGAAGGAGAAGGAGCAGGAACAGGAGCAGGAGCAGGAGAGGGACCAGGAGCAGGAGCAGGAGCAGGAGAGGGAGGAGAAUGGACAAGUUUACGGAUGUCAGCGGAAGCAUUCGGAAGUGCCACUGCCUCUGGGCAACCAGACUGUUGAACCCCUAAAUAUGAAGAGCCUAAUCCUGAAGAACAUUGCUGUUUUAAUGAUAAUGUGCAACAUUUCGUUGUGGAUCCUCCCUGCUUUUGGCUGCAGACCACAGUACGACAAUGGGCUGGAACAGACAAUAUUUGGUUUUACCACGUGGACCACAAUUCUCAAUUUUGCCAUUCCUUUGAAUGUUUUCUACAGGAUGCACUCAGUAGCCUCCCUCUUCGAGGUGUUCCGACGAGUCUGACAGAAAAGCGAAUGAGUGACACUGCCAGACAACAUGCACAGGAACACUUGUCAGCACCAGCUUACGAAAAUGUCACGAAUGUCACAGCACAAGUCAGCUGUUCAGGAGAGAGUCAGGGUCACUCUGCAACAGACCUGAGAGCAAGCCAUGGAGAAAAAGUAGUUCCUCGAGAUGGGGAUAACUGAGGAAGACAAACCUAUUAGCCUGUGUUCCUUGAAGAAUUACCCUGUGUAACAGGAAGCUUAUUAGAGAUGGUGGUGAAAUCCUUGUUUCCUUUCAUUUAGAUGGGUGUUUUAUUCUCUAUUCACAUUAAAGGUUUGCUUACUGGUGGAUUAUGUACUAUAUAGGCCUAUAUGGUUGAUCUCAGAUGCAUAUUUUGUACUGUUUUAGAUUAGUUAAUAUAUAGACUUCUUACUUGAUUGCAUUAUCUGAAAAUAACAGUGAAGCCACUGGAAAUGUUUAUAGUCUCAGAAAAUUUAUAGUACUGUAUACUGAACAUGGAUAAAGUUCUUGUUUACUUGUCUUAGUUCUUUAGGUAGAAUAAUAGAACAUUGUGCACACUUAAGCUCAAGGCUAGUUACAAUCUUAUCAAUAUAUCUUUACUAAUCCUUUUUACUCAGAUUUCAGUUCUCAGAAGUAGCUCCUUAUCAAUUCAAAAUGAAAAUUCAUCACUGCCUGCGCUCAUGCUGAUUUCCUGUUCUUUUUAACUGAUGAAAAGUUAUAUUCAAAAUGAUCUCUCAAAAUGUUUUCCCUUCUUGAACCAGAUAUCAUUCGAUUCUCAUAUCUUAGCAUGCACAUGUAUCAGGACAAGUACAUCCAUUAAUGAAUGUGAAAAACAGACAUUGCUGUUAUCACGCCAGAGGCUAAUGUUUAACCCUGAGAGACCAGAGAUUAAAACAAAACCAUCACAGUCUUUAACAAGACUUUGCACUGUACAAACUCAUCUGAGAUCUACAUAGAAUUUCAGUCAGGUGUUCAGCAAGUUCUCAGCCUGGUGCUAUCUUCCCUCUGGGUUCUUUGUAUGUGCCAAGUUGUGGGAAACAAAAAAAAAUCCUGUUUAUUAUUAUUAAUAUUUUUUUUUUUUUAUGUUUUCCCUCUUUAAUGCAGAUAGCCAAAAAUAUUAGUUCAUUGUCAUAUUUGUAUACUAUUCUGAUGAAAAUCACUCAGAUACUGAUGAUUUUGUGGGUAUUCAAUUAUAUUGUGCUGACAAAAAAUUAGGUGCAUAUUAGGUAUGAAAGUAUGUUAUGUGUCUAUUAAAAUAAAAAGUUUUCUUUUU